AUGCAGAACUUCCUGAGGCUGCUGCGGGAGCAUGGGGACACCCACUGUCUCCCACAAGACCUGGUGAUUCUCGCAGGCAAGCUGUGUCGGGACUUCCAGCACAACCUUGUUCAGGUGCUGUCUUUGGUGAAAGCCAUUCUGGAGAGCCGGCAUCUUCAGCACCUGCUCCAUAAUGCAGACGUGGUGCUCGCGUGUGCCCAGGUCCUGGUCCGGCAGGAGCAGCACCUUUCAGCCCUCCAGAUUUUAGAGGGGUGUAAGGUGCCAGGAGGCAGCCAGGAGCUGGUACAGCUCUGGAAUGACAUUCACUACCACCUGACCAUGAGGAAGCUGGGGGUCACCACGCUGAGCCCAGUGCAGAAGUUUCGUUGCAGGAAGAGGAACCCACCACCCACAACCCUUUGCCCCGAGGGCCCUAAGAGCCGGAACUUCCUCCCAGAGAUUCGGCGCCACCUGCACAACUUUGCCACAAGUGUGGGUGUUUUUCCCAAGAAGGCCCAGUUGGAGAAACUGGCGUCAGAGACCAGCUUGACUCCUGAGCAGGUGUACAACUGGUUUGCCAAUUAUCGGCGACGUCAGAAGGCUCUUCCCCUGCACGUUCAGAGAGCCCUCAAGACCAGGUCAGGAGCCUCCAGUGCAAAGGAGUGGGGUCCUGAACCGCUGCAGCCCUCAGGAGACCGUCAAGAGCCUGUGGCUGCAUCUAUGUGCGACGACCUGUCUGUUUCCUCUGUGGCUAACCGUGAAUCAUGGACAAUGCCCCCUGCACCAUCAUCCUCCGGGGGAGUUUUCCUCCACACGGGGCAGCCAGAACAUAGAAACCAGAAAGAGGCUGGGAUGGAUCCUGAAGAUGCCACUGUGUUGAGGGCCAUUUCUACCGUCAGCGAUCCCUGUCAUGCAGGAUUCGCUGAUCUGCACAGUAAUUGUUUCCAGAGCAUGUUCCCACAGGAGGGUCGAGGACCAAGUGCUGGACAGGCAGCUUCGACCGCAGGCUUGAAACUUCAUCAUCCUCACAGUUCUUUGGAGGUGAUGCCUGCCGCAGCUGCCGUGCCAGCACCCGUGUCCACCAUGGAGCUGAGCCAGCCCUUGCUCUCCAGGUGCAACAGCUUUCCAGCCAAGCCUCCUUCCUGGGAUGCCUUCGGGGGAGACCAAGCCGUUGAGUUUCCUGAGUCCAGCCUGGGUGGGGCUGUUCGUGUGGAGACGGGCCUGCGAAUGGAAUGA
Molecule: messenger RNA, 1215 nt
Organism: Psammomys obesus (fat sand rat)
Lineage: Eukaryota; Metazoa; Chordata; Mammalia; Rodentia; Muridae
Gene: Anhx
Product: anomalous homeobox
Exons: 8
Coding region: 1-1215 (404 amino acids)
Biological process (GO): regulation of transcription by RNA polymerase II
Cellular component (GO): nucleus; transcription regulator complex
Molecular function (GO): RNA polymerase II cis-regulatory region sequence-specific DNA binding; DNA-binding transcription factor activity, RNA polymerase II-specific
Source: RefSeq, a predicted model, not a curated record